GUACAUUGUGUGGCUGACCAUGAGUCUCGAGGUCAUUAUGUCCAGGUAAUUAACAUUUAAUCCCCACCUCAGCUUUUUGGCAACCCGCCGGCUGACAUGGCUGGUCAUAGCAUACAACGCCAAAAGCAACUCUCUCAGCUCGCUAUUAUCAUCAUUGUUAUCCUGUUCGCUGCUGUGCUGGCACGCCAGCUAUUCUCGAAAGCAACCCUUCACGAUGAACACCCUCGUGCGCACAGCCCUCACACCUUCAUUGAGGGGCGCUGGAAAGACGUACGGUCGUCACUGGGCUUACCUCCUCUUCCUGACACCAUCAAACCAUCGGCUGCCAUCCUGCCCCCGUCGAUACCACCUCGCACAGGAAAGCUCGCCUCGCGCUUCGAUCUCCGUCGAAAGCGCGCCGAAGCAGAACUUCGGAGUCGGAGCAGACUUCACCUCGCUGCCGAUGUGAAAGACGCACCCCGCGUAUCAGUGCAAGCACUAGCUGCGUCAUUCCGCCGCAUUGCAGCAAUUGAGAAAGAGAUAGCGGAGAUGCGAGGCAAACAUGAGAAGUCGGGACAAAAGGUACGGGUUCAGAGACGUAUCGAGGACUGGCAGGACCCAACAAAUGCAAAAGAUGUAUUGACUACUGUUAUGAAUGACUAAAUGAUGCUCGCAGUCGACAAUCGUACCCGCCAUCGAGUAGACAUUAUGUGAUCGACAAUGUAUGACAGCGACGAUUACUAUCACUCCUGCUUGGCUGGAACAGGUCCCGCGCCAUCAUUUGUCUUACUCUUCAUCCAUGCAACGAAGUCAUCAAGUAAUGAUGGCCAAGCCUACGAGAUUUAGUGCACACAUAGUUACCACGCAAGAUGUGACGUACCCCAUCAGCUUCGUAACUGGACAAGGAAGGGUCCACAGCGUGGCAGAACUCGUGUACCUAUCUUGCAUCAGUACGUCAUAUGCCUGAUGAUGAAAGGA
Molecule: messenger RNA, 957 nt
Organism: Suillus subaureus
Lineage: Eukaryota; Fungi; Basidiomycota; Agaricomycetes; Boletales; Suillaceae
Exons: 1
Coding region: 97-642 (181 amino acids)
Source: RefSeq, a predicted model, not a curated record